UUCACGCUGUUUCUGUGGUUAAAUGCGACAUUUAAAGCCCGUUUCGACCCUGCCGCUCCACUGCACGUUAUCUAUGUUGCGUUUAUGGCGACAUAAGUCCCAGGGAAUCAAACAGCGACAUUCAACAGCGACUUGGUGAUGGAGUGACACAUUUAUGGCUUAUUUCAUUUAGUCCAACACUGAUCUAACAUUUGGAAAGGGAGACUGGAAUAAGCGUAAGGCGCACAGCUCCAUACUGAAGUGUUUAAGUUAGUCUGAGGGGAAAUUUAAAAGACCUAAAAAUACAGCGUUGGUUUCUUCCCCUACAAAGAAUCAUUUGAACUUCCCACCGCAGAGCAGAGAGCGACAUAAAUAGUUUCUGACAUGUGGAUGUAAUUUCAGAAGAAGGGGGGGAAAAAAAGAGACAGAUGCAGAGAAAUAAAGAGAGGGAGAGAGAGCUGAGUUGAGCCGGGCAUAUAGUGAGAUUAUAGGAAAUUAAAUCGAGGGCAGAGCGAGGCGAUUACCGAGUUAUGAUUUCACAGGCAGCCGUAAGCAUCGCGAGGCCAGAUGGAGUAAGAAAAAACACAAGUCGCUCCACUUUGAAGAGAGUUAAGUAGCUUAAAUCAUUUCAUCUGAGCAUCAUCAGCGUCUGUUUUGAGGACUCUGAGAGGUAGAGCCGCCUCAGGUCCGGGAUGGGAUCCGCUCUGCUACUGUACAACCUGGACUUUCUGCUCAUCUCACUAUUCAGCACUUUGUGCCUGGUCAAUGCAGAUGAUGUUCUGACGAAAGAGGAACAGAUUGGCCUGUUGUUCAGAGCCAAACAGAAGUGUGAGGAAAACAUCAAAUCCAAGCACUUAAUACAUGAUGGUUCCUGCUCACCAGAAUGGGACGGGAUUGUUUGUUGGCCCGAAGGAGCUCCAGGAAAACUUGUAUCCACUGCGUGUCCAGAGUAUAUCUAUGACUUCAACCACAAAGGACUCGCAUACCGUCGGUGUGACAACAAUGGAACGUGGGAGCAGGCUACGACCAACAAGACGUGGGCCAAUUAUAACGAAUGUGCGAAAUUCCUCUACCAUUACAACCACAGCCAUGAAAAGGAGGUCUUUCACCGCCUCUACCUCAUCUACACUGUGGGCUACUCAAUCUCUCUGGGAUCACUCAUGGUGGCUGUGGUCAUCCUGGGAUAUUUCCGACGAUUACACUGCACCAGGAACUACAUCCACAUGCACCUUUUUGUGUCCUACAUGCUCAGAGCUAUCAGCAUUUUUGUGAAAGAUAUCGUGCUCUACUCUGGAUCAGCCUUGGAAAACAUGGAAAGAGUCACAGUGGAAGACCUCAAGUCCAUCACCGAGGCACCGCCAGCCAACAAAACACAGUUUAUUGGCUGCAAAGUGGUUGUUACCUUGUUCAUGUACUUCUUGGCAACCAAUUACUACUGGAUCCUUGUAGAGGGACUUUACCUCCACAGCCUCAUCUUCAUGACCUUCUUCUCAGAUAGAAAGUAUCUUUGGGGAUUCACUCUGAUUGGAUGGGGAGUACCAGCCAUAUUUGUGACAGUUUGGGCGACUGUGAGAGCGACGUUUGCAGACACAGAGUGUUGGGACUUAAGUGCGGGCAAUUUGAAAUGGAUUUAUCAAGUGCCUAUCCUGGCGGCCGUUGUGGUCAAUUUUAUGUUAUUUCUGAACAUAAUCAGAGUGUUGGCAACCAAGCUGCGAGAAACAAAUGCUGGAAGGUGCGACACAAGACAACAGUACAGGAAACUCCUGAAGUCUACGUUGGUGCUGAUGCCGCUCUUCGGCGUGCACUACAUCAUAUUCAACGCCAUGCCGUACACAGAGGUGUCUGGAGUUCCCUGGCUCAUCCAGAUGCACUAUGAGAUGCUGUUUAACUCUUUCCAGGGAUUCUUGGUGGCAAUUAUAUACUGCUUUUGCAAUGGAGAGGUGCAAGCCGAGAUCAAAAAGUCGUGGAGCAGGAGGACUCUGGCUCUGGACUUUAAGAGAAAAGCUCGGAGCGGAAGUAACACAUACAGCUAUGGACCCAUGGUGUCGCACACCAGUGUUACUAAUGUCACUGCCAGAGGACCGCACGCCCUCCACCUCACCACCAGGCUCGGUCCCGUGCCUGUGAACGGACACAGGAAUCUCCCCGGGUACGUAAAGAACGGCUCGGUCUCUGAGAACUCCAUACCUUCGUCGGGACAGGAGCUCCACCUGCCCGACGAGGAGCAUUCUGCAGCCACGAGGCCUUGCGAGGACGAGAAACCCUCCCCUGUGGUGGAGGAGGAGAGGGAGACAGUCAUGUGACCUGUAAGAAAUGGGAAAAAAAAACAUGAAACUGUCCUUUGCGGAUAGCUUCAUCGUUAACACUGCCAGUUUUUCCUCCUGUGAAGCGAGCAAAAGCAUUGCAGAGGGAUGAGGCCUGUGUCACAAAAAAAGGGUGUAUCUCUUAAAUGAGCCUGGUUGCCUUUAUUUGAGGGAGGGUGUCCCUCAUUUUUGUGGCAAAUUCCCUCAACUCUUUCACCAACCGCCUGCCACAUCGAAUGUGUAAUAAGACAAAAACCGACUGACACUUCUUAUGUCUUUUCCACUGCCAGAACAGUUGUUUUCUUGUUUUUGGAUUGCAUUUAUAUGUGCUCAGCUUCAUGCUUAAAUCUAACCGGGGUUUGUUACAGCGGUCGCCAUGAGCGGCCUUAAUCACCUAAAAGCCAGGUGAAUGUCUGAGUGCACUUAGAGACA
Molecule: messenger RNA, 2714 nt
Organism: Labrus bergylta (ballan wrasse)
Lineage: Eukaryota; Metazoa; Chordata; Actinopteri; Labriformes; Labridae
Gene: pth1r
Product: parathyroid hormone 1 receptor
Biological process (GO): intracellular calcium ion homeostasis; cell surface receptor signaling pathway; adenylate cyclase-activating G protein-coupled receptor signaling pathway
Cellular component (GO): plasma membrane
Molecular function (GO): parathyroid hormone receptor activity; G protein-coupled peptide receptor activity; peptide hormone binding
Source: RefSeq, a predicted model, not a curated record